AUGAACAAUUCCCAGCUCCCGAACGAGGCUUUCGUGCUGCACCCAGGAGGCCAAUUUUCGUUUGAGGAGCGCAGCAAACCGACCAUUCAAUCUCCCCGGGAUGUUGUAGUCCAAGUUAUGGCAACCGGCCUCUGUGGCUCAGAUGUGCACUACUGGCAACACGGCCAUAUCGGUCGAUAUGUCGUCGAAAACCCUAUCACUCUAGGCCACGAGUCAACAGGAAUUGUAAUCGAGAGUGGAAGCGAUGUAAAGGGUCUCGCAGUCGGCGAUCGCGUCGCCUUGGAGCCAGGAAUCGCUUGCAAUACCUGCAAUCAUUGUCGCUACGGCCGAUAUAACCUUUGUCAAGACAUGCGCUUCGCCGCAACGCCCCCGUACGACGGAACGCUCGCCAGAUAUUAUCGCCUUCCUGCAGAAUGUUGCUUCAAGCUACCAUCACAUAUCUCCCUGCGAGAUGGCACUUUGAUCGAACCCCUUAGUGUCGCCGUGCAUAGCUCUCGACUGGCAGGCAACAUGCAAGAAAAAUCGGUUAUUGUAUUCGGAGCCGGACCCGUUGGCCUACUCUGUUGUUCCGUCGCGCGAGCAUUCGGUGCAUCGAUUGUGGUUGCAGUAGACGUCGUACCAGCUCGGUUGAACUCUGCAGUCAAAUAUGGUGCCACGCACACACAUCAGAUGACAAGCGAGACGGCAGAUAAAAAUGCGGCGGAUUUGUUGACUGCGGCGGGGCUGCUCGAUGGCGCUGAUAUUGCUUUGGACGCGACUGGUGCGGAACCUUGCUUGAAUUGUGGUAUCCUCUCCCUCACGCAGGGCGGGUCAUUUGUUCAAGUUGGCUUGGGAAAGCCUAAUCUUUCUCUUCCGGUCGGUCAGAUUUGUGACAAGGAGAUUGUCUUCAGGGGCAGCUUCCGGUAUGGACCUGGUGACUUUCAGUUGGCCGUUGGAUUGCUGGACUCGCGACGGGUGAAACUUGACGGUCUCGUCACCCACGAGUUCCCUUUCACUGAAGCAGAGCAGGCCUUCCACAAUGUAGCGGCACGGUCUGGAAUCAAAAGUGUUAUAUAUGGACCAGGAGUUGACGAGGAAGCUGCAAAUGUAGCAUCGAAAUAA
Aspergillus melleus is the source of this 1101-nucleotide messenger RNA. Its product is annotated as NAD(P)-dependent alcohol dehydrogenase. The transcript has 3 exons. Gene Ontology annotation, molecular function: L-iditol 2-dehydrogenase (NAD+) activity; zinc ion binding. Bases 1 to 1101 code for a protein of 366 amino acids. NCBI's taxonomy places the organism in Eukaryota, Fungi, Ascomycota, Eurotiomycetes, Eurotiales, Aspergillaceae. Gene Ontology annotation, biological process: D-sorbitol catabolic process. The record is from RefSeq and is a predicted model, not a curated record.